This is a messenger RNA of Dryobates pubescens (Downy woodpecker), 1512 nucleotides long. It is a transcript of the gene TC2N, whose product is annotated as tandem C2 domains, nuclear. The coding region runs from base 40 to 1509 and encodes 489 amino acids. The record is from RefSeq and is a predicted model, not a curated record. Lineage: Eukaryota; Metazoa; Chordata; Aves; Piciformes; Picidae. Gene Ontology annotation, cellular component: nucleus. The transcript is spliced from 11 exons.
GUUGAUUGUGGUCUCCUCUAAACUGCAACACUGAAAACAAUGGCAACAGAAUGUAUAAAAAACUGCUGUAAAUUGUGUUUCUGCGUGGAAAAAGAGAUAAAUGAUCCAUUUUCCAUGGUACAGAACUCUGAGGCAGCAGCUGCAAGCAAGCCAGCUAUUGUAGAGAAGCCUCCGUUGUCUUCUGUGUCAGUGAAGUGUCAGGUUGGCUGUUCAGAGGAUUAUCUGCUUUCUAAACUGCCCCUGGAUGGUCAGGAGGUACCAUUUGUGGUCCCUCCAUUCAAAUUGUCUUAUGUGCAGCCAAAGAACCUUCCUAGUAUCUCACAUGCUGGAGCAAUUCAAGAAUCUGCCAGAGCCUCGUUUGGUGACCGGAAAGCAGAACUGCAGGGCGCGCACCAGUGGCCCCAGUAUGAUGUGUACAACCCCUUCUAUCUGGAGCAUCGCCUCUCACCAGAUCUCAUUAGGCGCUUCCAAGCAAAAUCAGAUAAUAGGAAACUCUAUGGAUCAGUUAGUGAUUUAAGACCUGGUGCUUUGCCUGGAUCAUUUGAUGUAAGUCGUUCAAUGUUCGAUCUCAGAAGCCCACCUCAUCGAUUCAUGAGGAGAUAUGAUUCAUUGUCCAGUGUACCUAGCAGUAUUUCUUCCAGGAAGGAUUCACAAGGCAGUAACAGGAGUUUGGAUACUAUUACAUUAUCAGGUGAUGAACGAGACUUUGGAAGACUGAAUGUGAAGUUGUGUUAUGUUUCUUCCGUAGAACAGAUUUGGAUUACAGUUUUACAUUGCAAAGACCUCAGCUGGCCUUCUAGCUGUGGGGAAAAUCCUCAUAUCUGUGUCAAGGGAAUUCUCACACUGCCCAAACCAGUGCACUUCAGGUCUUCUGCCAAGGAAGGUUGCAGUGACAUUGAAUUUAUGGAAACUUUUGUAUUUGCUAUUAAACUGCAAAGCCUGCAAGCUGUCAGAUUGGUAUUUAAAAUCCAGACACAGACUCCCAGGAAAAAAAGUAUUGGAGAAUGCUCCUUGGCACUGCGGGAGCUCAGCUCAGAAGAGUCAAGUCAUUGGCUGGUUUUAUCUCCUCCUUCCAAAGCACCUGUGCGCCGUGCAGAGCUUCAAAUAGGAACUUGUUUUCAAGCAGUAAACAGGAGGAUUCAGUUACAGAUUCUUGAAGCACAAAACCUUCCAGUUUCAUCUACACCACUCUCUUCAAAUUUCUUUGUGAAAGUUGGAAUGUUUAGUACAGAAGGGAUUAUCUACAAGAAGAAGACUCGUCUUCUGAAGUCCACCAAUGGCCAAGUGAAGUGGCGAGAAACCAUGAUUUUUCCAGUUAGCCAAGUCGAACAAGGAAUUAGCUUUCUCAUCAAGCUCUACAGCAGAAGCUCAGUUAGAAGGAAACACUUCCUAGGACAGAUCUGGAUAAGUUCUGAUAGCAGUAACAGCGAAGCAGUAGAGCAGUGGAAGGACACUAUUGCCAACCCUGAAAAAAUUGUUGUUAAAUGGUAUAGCCUUGGUCCAUCUUGAAGA